Eruca vesicaria subsp. sativa (arugula) is the source of this 2647-nucleotide messenger RNA. Lineage: Eukaryota; Viridiplantae; Streptophyta; Magnoliopsida; Brassicales; Brassicaceae. The record is from the annotation of a GenBank genome assembly.
AUGUCGUCAUCACCUUUUCCAAUCCUGGACAACCGACCAAUUGACAAGUGGAAGGUUACCGAGUUGAAGGAAGAGCUUAAAAGACGGAGAUUAACUACACAAGGCUUGAAGUUGGAUUUGGUUAGACGUCUUGAUGAUGCCCUUCGUGCUGAGCAACAUGGCUCUGAAAGGCUCAAUGCUGCUGCUGCUUCUUUGGCAGCCAAUCAACAGCCUGAGGUUACUUAUGUACCUGGAGGCAACGUUGCACCAGAUCCAAUUCAAACCACUCCCUUUGUCCUAGCUGGAGCGGCAUCCACCACUGAGACCACUCCAGGACCAUCUGAGUUUAAGACAACAACAACUGAAGCAUCUGCUGCGAUUGAGACAACCCCACCCCCUGUGGUUUCUAAACCAGAGGUUAACGCUGUUGAUGUCAGAGACGUAGCUGGUCUUGAUAGUUCAGUGGUUAAUGUGACGCUCCAAGAACCUCAGGAAGUAGAUGUGACUGCAACUGGUGGUUUAGCUGCCGAAGAGGGUUCUGACGAGCAGAUUGUUGAGAAAUCUGAUGCAGAGAUGGAGAAUAAGGAAUCGUUUAGUGGGCUGGAUUCUAACUCUGCUACCCACAACCAGGUAUCUGAGGUCAUCCCCGUUACAGGGUUUGAGGUAAAAUCUGAUUGUAUUUCUACUGAUUCUGUCUCAAAUAAUGCAAAAAUAGAACUAAAGGGUAAUCAAAUUGCUGAUAAUGUCAAAUUAGAACAUAGUGUUAGUAAGUCCCAAGAUCCAUCAACAGUCAUUGGCGAAUCGCAUCCAAUGGAUGUCGAGAAGCCACUUGAGCACAAGGUAUCUGUUGGAGGUGGAGAUGACAGCGAUGCUGCUAAUGCAGAUAUGAUCAAAGGAAAUAAUAAUAAUGUCGAUGCAGGCGACUCUGAAAAGUUGAAUUUAGAUAGAAGUUCUGGUGAUGAGUCUAUGGAUGAUGAACCAGAGACGAAGCAAACCGAAUCAGUGGUGGAUAAGAGUGAGAAAACUGACUUGCUUCCUGAGAAGGCUGAUAUUAUUAAUGCUGAGAAAGGGGAAGCCCCUGAUAAUAAAAGCCAUCCACUGGUGGCUUCUGACAAAAGAAAGCUUCCUGUUAAUGAUCAAGAAGCUGUUGGAAACAAUGAGCCUGCAAAAAGGCAACGCCGUUGGAACUCUGGGACUAUUAAAGUUCCUGAAGCACAGGCCGUUAAUAGUGCGGCACCCACUACAACACCGAAGUUAGCUGGUCUGAAGCGUGACUUCUCCCGAUCUGACUCUUCGGUUAGUGAGGAUGGACCCAAGGAACGCGUGGUUCCUCCAUCCCCAAAGGAGCCUACCAAUUCCCUCAGGAUUGAUCGUUUCCUUAGGCCGUUUACACUGAAAGCUGUUCAAGAGCUUUUGGGUAAGACCGGAAACGUCACUAGUUUCUGGAUGGACAGCAUUAAGACCCACUGCUACGUAUCGUAUGCUUCAGUUGAAGAAGCUGCAGCAACAAGAGAAGCAGUGUAUAACAUCCAGUGGCCACCUAACGGAGGUCGCCUUCUGAUAGCUGAGUUUGUUGGGCCAGAGGAAGUGAAGGCAAAAUUGGAAGCUCCUCCUCCUCAGCCUCAGCCAAAGGAUAAGGCUCCUUCGCAGCCACCUCCAACUGCUUUGCCACCGCCACCGCCUUUGGCCAAAGCACCUCCAGUCAAAGAACGUCUUCUUCCUCCUCCUCCUCUAGUUAUAGAGGAACAAGAGCCCCCCAUAGUCACUCUGGAUGACCUUUUCAAGAAGACAAAAGCAAUCCCCAGAAUAUAUUACUUGCCCUUGUCAGAGGACCAAGUUGCUGCUAAACUUGCAGCUAAUAAUAACAAGUGAUCUUGUUGCUUAGGAAUUUAGCUCAGGUUGCGGACAAAGUUGAGGACUUGUUUGAGUUUGGUUUUGUAUUUCUAGGGGAAGACUUUUUAUGUUUUUUUUACUAAACUUUGGUGCCUUAUGAUGAACGAACAGAGUUGGUUAGUGUGCUUGGACCUCCUUGCUUUUUUUUCCUUUUUAUGGAGCUUUGAACAAUACAACUGCUUGUUCGAAAAGUAAGGGUGUCAUGAAGUUUCGUCUAUUGUCCCUAGGUCAUUAAGUAAAACUCUCAUGUCAUUAGAUUUUAGAUUUUCGAUUAUAACAUUUACAUCUUAGACAUGUUGCUUACUUUUAGAUUAUUUAUAAAUAAGUUAAUCUUGCAUACAAUAACCUUAACACUCGACAAGGAAACACCCAAGUAACUUCAGAUGAAAACUAUAAACACGACCAAGAUAUGUUUAACACACAUCCCAUAUACAUACGUACAUGCUACAUAUACAAAGGACAAAUUACAUGUCUGAACCAGUCCAAUAAUUACCUUAGGUUUUACUCGUACGAUUUGAUGCUUGUUCAUUACAAGACGAGCGAGAAGGGAAGACUUUGUUAGAGUUCCAACCGGAGGUGGCAAAAGAGGUCCCCACGGCGAGACUUUGGUCUUUUUCUCCCCUCUCCUUUUCUCUCUUUGCCUUCUUCUCCUUGAGCUGCUUCUGCAUAAGAUGUACAGGUGCGUAACUUGCUCCUAUGGAUGACAUCUUUUGUUUACUGUUUAUCAACGAUCUAAAUGCUGUAACCAAGAAUGCUAUGUAAUUGAGAGUUUCCA